AUGAUGAGACGUUCCGGUGCCUCGCGCGCACCCUCGCCCACCAACACCACCUACUCCGGCUUCUCCAACUACCGCACAGACUCCUACCGCCCCAUUAAUCCUCCUUCCAGCCCACUCUCUACCGAUCCUCGCGACAUCGCCCGUGCGCACUUCUUGGAACUGAACAAGUAUCUUGCGAGCUAUCUGGCAAACGCAUCCACAGAGCCAGUCAACUCGCGUGCAACGGCAAGGCAGAAGCUCACGCGCCUCACCCGUCAACAGUUUCAGGAGCUGUCCACCGAUGUAUACGAUGAGCUGCUGCGCAGGAAGAACAACUCUACAACUAAUGAAGUACCCUUCCUCCCUGUGCGAGAUGACUUCCAUCCGAAGCGCAAUCAGGCCCGACAGAAGCUCGCCACACUCCCCACAGGCAGAUUCAAGGAUCUCUCCAGCGAUGUCUAUUACGAGCUUUCCAGACGAUACCCAGAGUUCAAGGAGGAGCAGAUGGAGCAGGAUGCCAUGUCUCCUGCCUCGGCCUACGACGACUACCCCUCGCCCGAUUUCCCCAACAACACCCGAGCCCCCGCCAUGGCCGCUCGCGAUCCACCCCCCAGCGCUCGUGCCUCCGAAGACAGAUCAAACGGCUACGCCGCCAGCCCCUCGCGAAGACGACCCUCCGACAACUUCUCCGCCGGCCGACAGAGCGCCGACGCGUACGGUGGCGUCGAGGCGUAUGGUGCUGCGGCGGCAGGCGGUGCGCGGCGGAAGCCGUCGCAGGACGUCCGGAAUGACCGGCGGAAGCCGAGCCAGGACACGGCGGGGCGGGGGGCGCCGCUCGGGGGCGCAUCGGUGAACCGGCGGCCGAGCGAGAGCGAGAGCAGCAACGCGUCGAACGCGCAGAGCGCGACGGCGGGGAUGGGGAUGAUCAUCCCGAACAAGAGCACGAUCGCGGAGGAGGAGCUCGAGGUGCCGUACGGGCGCGAGGUGCGCGACAGCGGGAGCACUGCGCGGGAACGCGAGCGGGAGCGGGAGCGGGGGCCGAGGGGGUCGCGCGCGGUGGAUGAGGACCGCAGCGACUAUGGGGAGGACGAGGGCGAGGAGGUGGAUCAGCGUCCGGGGGGGCUGGCGGCGCUGAGUGCGCGGCUGCAGGCGGUUGGAGACGAGGACGAGGCGCGAAGCGGGGAGGACUACUUUGAUAAGAUGAGUCUUGGGCGGGCCAGCGCAGCGAGCGACAGGAGCUUCCCCAGAGGAGGGAGGCUCAGCGUGGGCGCGGAGGAGGAGCUGAGGCGGGAGUAUGAGUUCAAGGUCGCGACGAUGCAGCAGCGCAUCACGGGCUUGGAGCGGGAAGUGGAGGAGUCGCGCGAGAAGGAGCGAAUAUGGGCGAAGGGCGAGGAGAGGGUAAGGGCAGUGGAAGACGAACUACGGGAGCUGCGGCAGCGGAUGGAAGAGAAGACGACGGCGAUGUUCACCAUGCAGCAGGAGCUCGAGGCCUCAGGCAGGAACGCGCAAGAGAGAAGGAUGCUACCGCAAGGCGCGCGAGAGAGGACGAAGAAGAACUGCAAAUUCUCCGGGAACGCUGUGAGCGGCUCGAGGAAGAGCGUGCCGGAGGUGGGCAAUGCGGACAUUCUCGACCAGUUGCGCUCCGAUAUGGAGGGCCUCGUCAUUGAGCUGUCGGAUCUGUCGAAACGCAAUGACGAAUUGAUGACGGCGAAGGAUGCAGACCUCGCCAUCAUUCGCGACCUCGACGCCCAGUCGAAGGAGUACAAGAGGAAGUACGAGCAAGCGAAGACAGAAUUGCGGAGCGUCAAAGCCACCUCGCAAUUGUUCCUGCAAGCGCCAAAGACCGAGGACCAGCUGCCGGUCGCUCAAGAUGGUGGCUUGCUCGAUAUCCAUGUUACUGCCUUUGUCACUGCCAUUGAUAGUCUUCUCACCGCCGGCCGCUCGAACGCGCCGACCCGUGUACUCACGCCCAUGAAAGCGGUCGUCAACGCUGCCACAAUAAUCCUCGAGGACGUCAAGAUGUACGAGCGACGAGCCCGGAGAGACUUCGACAUCGACUCGCUACGUGUUCUGCGCGAGCGCCUCGAGGCCACACUCAGCAACCUCGUCGCCGCCUCCAAGACGCACGCGACGAGCUCUGGCAUGUCCCCCGUCAGUCUGCUCGACGCUGCCGCAAGCCAUGUAUCCUCGACUGUCACGGAGAUCGGCAAGCUGGUCCUCGUCCGCAAGGCGACGCGCGCGGAGCAGGAGCAGUUCGUCCCUCCGAGCAUGGGCGCCACGAACGGGUUCUCGCCCGCUCUGCGCUCCGUCGACGAGAGCCGGCCAGCGCACCAGCGCGGGAUAUUGGGGGACCUGCGGGGGUCGCCACCGAGUAGGGGGAGCUCGGCGACGAAUUCACCCCCGCCGAUAUUCGACAGAGUGCCGGCGUCGCAUAGUACGGGUGGGAGGACCAGCGACGAGUCGGCUCCACCAGAGGGUCCUGAGGAUGCAUGGGCAGAGCUGAAGCCGUACCUCGAAGCGCAGACGGAGUCGAUUGUAUACGCCAUCCAAAGCGUGCUGUCCGGAGUCCGGAGCCCGACACCACCUCCGACGCUCAACGAGAACUUGACGCAGAUCAUCACGAUCGUGUCAAGUAUCGUCGCGGUCUGCAAGGAUAACCUACCCCCGGCGUCCGCGCCACAAGGCGAAGACAUCCUACGCGAGCUCGGGGAGCAUGCGAAUCGGCUCAGUGAAGUGCAGGCACAGCCGGAGGUCACUAAAGAGGCAAGGCAGGUCAUGGCGAAGUCGAGCUUCGCCGUCGCGAACGCGAUGAAGGCGCUCAUGAAGCUGUGA
Fomitopsis serialis is the source of this 2811-nucleotide messenger RNA. RefSeq lists its product as uncharacterized. The record is from RefSeq and is a predicted model, not a curated record. Gene Ontology annotation, cellular component: actomyosin contractile ring; cell cortex of growing cell tip. The transcript has 9 exons. The coding region runs from base 1 to 2811 and encodes 936 amino acids. NCBI's taxonomy places the organism in Eukaryota, Fungi, Basidiomycota, Agaricomycetes, Polyporales, Fomitopsidaceae. Gene Ontology annotation, molecular function: MAP kinase scaffold activity.